GAAAUCAGUUCGUUGUCGUCAGUCAGUCAGUUCAGUUCGGUUUUUCGCAGUGGACAUCAAGGCAGAAGAACCAACUCAGCCCGAGGAGAAUCGAAUCCAUCCAAGGCAACAGCAAGCAGUCCAAGUCCAGGCACAGUUGAUGCAAAAAGUUCCCAGGCCACCAGACGCAAUCGAAUUAUUCGAACUCAAAUUCGAUUCCACUGUGCGUGUGUACCGUUGUGGGUGCGUGUGUCGGGGUGUGUGUGUGCGUGAGUGUCCUUGGUUGUGUGUGGCCAAAAAACCAGAAACCAAAAAAAAAUUAGAAAAUACUGAACUGAUGUAAAUCAAAACUGAGGGCGCCGCCAGGAUUCGAUUUAGCAAUCCACACAGGACGAGAGGAAGCUGAAAUCAGGACAGCCCACAGAGGAAAAUCAAUUUUCUGUUAAAAUACACAAAUUGCAACGAAUAGACGCGUCUCGAAGAGCGAAUCACCGAGAAUAAUAAUCGGUUGCAAAACUCCAAAGCCGACCCCCUUUUUCCCGCCGCCCCCCUUCGCAAAACGCCAUGCACACACACUCACGCGCGUAGCACACACACACACACACGCCACACCACACACACACCGAGAAUCGCCUGGACGUUAACGGUAAAAAGCGAAAAGAGACGCCGCCUGGUUAGGCCAUCAGUGGUGGAGGUGCAACGGGGGCUAAAGGCGAGGAGCAAAGAGGAGCACCAAAAAGUGGGGAGCACUGCGGAGAACUAGCUGUGAACUCAGAGGCGCAGGCAGCCCACAACAGUCGCGUCCAUCGAGUUAGGCCCACUCCAUAAAUCAAUCGACAGAAAAAUCAAUCACAGCCUGCCGACAUCUCCAUUCAAAAAAGGCCUAACCAAAAGAAGCAGCAAGAAGAAAUCGAAAAAAGAACUUCCAGAAUUUCCAAAAAAAAAAUACAAAACUAUCAACUAAACAGCCUAAUAAUAAUAACUAAAUUUUUCUAAUAAAGACAUCUGUGAUUUGCAUAUAAAAAAAACUUAAAUUUAUAAACAACAAUUAUUUUCAUACUGCACUUUUUCAAAACCAACAAAUAACUGAAAAACAAAAAGCAAACCAAAUUAAUUUUAUAAAUUUCCAAACAUAAAUCACAAAUAAUUCGGUGAGCGUAUAAAAUAAAUAUAAAUAUAUAUCGCACACGCAAAGCUGACACGCCUCAAGGAUAAAGUCGAAAGCCGCAAAAGCAAAAGCAGCACCACAACCACCAAAAAGCAAAAGCAGAAGCCGCACCACCAGCCAAGGCAGCCUCAAAUUCACACAAGGUCAACGGAAUUAAUAUUUUUUAAAUGGAAAUCAUUCCUGAAGGUAAACACUUUCGUUUGGUGCAUGAAUCAGAGCUUCCAGAAAUUUUGGUAACUUUAGAGCGCUUUCUGCCGGAAUCAUUAAAGUUUCAUCAAACCAUAAAAACGUACCUGAAUGAUCGUAUUUGGGAUUUUAAGUUUUAUGUUGCUAAAGAUUGGCCCGAAAAACCGAUAAUUCUCCAUUUUCCAGGAUGCACGCUUGCGCCGCACAACAAUAUAUACCAAACUCUUGGCAUAUUUUGUCCAUCCGCACACAUCGAGCAUGUCGAUAUGAUGCGCACCGAAGAUGUACUUAUAGAUUGGCAGAAGCCUAUGUACCUGAACUUUACGCACAUCGCCAUUAUGAAUCGCCUGGAUGACUUCUACUCGAAGUUCGGUGUGAUGGAACGACUCAGUGGUGAUAUCUACGUGUGCAACAAGCUGAACACCGACUUGGAGCUGGAGCCGCUGCCGGAGGAUGCGGAGAUGCGUCUGCUGAACCUGGACAACGUGCAGGGCAUCCAUGAUCUAUAUCCUGCCAACGAAAUCGAGUGCGUCCAGCUGUUUGACAUCCUCGUGCGCAAGCUCCCUGGCUUGGGCAUCUUUCGCAAGGAAACCGGAGAACUAGCGGCCUGGAUGGUCCACUCAUAUUACGGCGCCAUGUUCUCAAUGCAAACACGUCCAGACUUCAGGCGCAUGGGCUAUGGAAUCCGUCUGGCCAAGUCGCUGACCCAACUGGUGAUCGAGCGCGGCUACACGCCCUUCGUUGUGAUACGUCCCGGGAACGAUGCGUCCCGCAGUCUGUACACUAAGCUGGGCUACGAGAAGGCCUUCGAGACAUGCCGGGUGCGGAUGACACCGGACAGCUACGAGGACAGCACUGUGGGCACCAUUGGCAACACGUCCUACGGAAAGUUUCCGCCGCUGCCGCAGGGCGAGUGCGUGGUGGUGACCAAGAUGCGGCGCAAACAUGUGCCCGGCGAGAGCCAGACGGUGGACGAGGGCAUCGAGGAUAUGUUGGCUGAAAAAUGUGAUAUCAGCGGCGACGAGGCGAGGGAGCGCAAGACCACGACCGACGAGGGCAUCGGGGAGGACAAGUAGGCCAGGCUGGGUUAGGGAUGGCAGUUACGAGAUACCAGAUCGAUCGGAGCGCUACGCCUACGCUAAACUUAUGCUUAAAGCUGUAAGCACCUUUUAGGACUCUUUAGGACAGACAGGACAUGGCACACAUCAAGUGGCGUUGAUUUUUUAAACAAUAUAAUAUUAACGAGAAAAUGAAAACCAAGAAAUUGUACGAGUAUAUUUAUAGAUGGUAUAUGAAGCUUCCUCCACACAGAAACGCGGCGUCGUCGAUCGGAGUACGCGAAUUUUCGGCCAGAAUCAAGGGAUUUAUUUUAUAUGGGUAUUGAUUAGGAUUCGAUGACAAGAACUAAACAUUAACUGAGGGGAGUUUAAUAGAUCAAGAAUACGCGCUGAGGUCAGACAUUUUAAACGGGAACCGAUUACAGAGAGAAUUUUUAAUUUUUUGCUAAAAAUGCUUUUACAAAAAUGAACUCCAUGAACGAACAAGAAACACAAACAGAAUGGCUCAAGGAAAAAAAAGAUAGGAAGAGCGCAUCAAUUUAUUAAAACUAUUAUAUAUAUUAACUCUAUAUAUCAAAUUGUUAAACGAACUAAACAAAGAACACACACAAACUACUUCUCUCUUCUGGCUCUCCACGCAAAAUCUCUGAAUCUCAACAGGAUAACAAUCUCGAAUCAACGGUCUUUGCUACCGAAAACCAAAAAAAUCUCUCGCUUGGGCCAUGGAACAGAGCUUUGCACACUUUCCUCUUUUUAACGAAACCGUUUCAGAAUACUACAUAUAUAUUUUUCAAAUAAUAUUGAAUACUUUCGAUGACCCAAACGAAGUGCUUUGAUUUUAAAUGGUCCUUGUACCAACUAAAUUUGGAUUUAUAGGCUUUUUUCAAAUUUAUAUAUAUACCCAAAUCCAAAAAAAAAGAAGAAUACGAAACGAAGCGAAAACCAAACAAAAAUACAAAAUAAAUAUAUAUUUUAUUAUUACGAAAUUUUAUCAAACUA
Messenger RNA from Drosophila suzukii, 3390 nucleotides. RefSeq lists its product as uncharacterized. Lineage: Eukaryota; Metazoa; Arthropoda; Insecta; Diptera; Drosophilidae. The record is from RefSeq and is a predicted model, not a curated record. Gene Ontology annotation, molecular function: acyltransferase activity, transferring groups other than amino-acyl groups.